Molecule: messenger RNA, 987 nt
Organism: Camelina sativa (false flax)
Lineage: Eukaryota; Viridiplantae; Streptophyta; Magnoliopsida; Brassicales; Brassicaceae
Product: glutathione S-transferase F10-like
Biological process (GO): glutathione metabolic process
Cellular component (GO): cytoplasm
Molecular function (GO): glutathione binding; glutathione transferase activity
Source: RefSeq, a predicted model, not a curated record
GACCGCAAACGCAGCUAACCAGAUCCUUUUUUUCUCUAUCUUUCUCUAUAAAAUCGCGUCCUGAUAAUAUAACUGUGAGUUGAGAAAAAACUUGACAAAGGAAGAAGAAGAAGAAAAAAGAAAAUGGUGUUGACGAUCUAUGCUCCUUUAUUCGCUUCAUCAAAACGAGCUGUGGUGACAUUAGUGGAGAAGGGUGUACCAUUCGAAACCGUCCAUGUCGAUCUCAUGAAAGGAGAACAUAGAAAGCCUGAGUAUAUCGCCAUCCAGCCUUUUGGUAAAAUCCCUGUGCUCACCGAUGGAGACUACAAAAUCUUCGAGUCGCGUGCCAUCAUGAGGUAUGUAGCAGAGAAGUACAGAUCACAAGGACCUGAGCUUUUAGGGAAGACAAUUGAAGAGAGAGGACAAGUAGAGCAAUGGCUUGACGUUGAGGCAACUAGCUACCACCCACCACUAUUGGCUCUAACGCUCAACAUUGUCUUUGCACCGCUUAUGGGCUUUCCUGCUGAUGAGAAAGUUAUUAAGGAGAGCGAAGAGAAGCUUGGAGAAGUGCUUGAUGUCUACGAAGCUCAGCUUUCCAAGAACGAGUACUUGGCUGGUGAUUUCGUGAGCCUAGCUGAUUUAGCUCACCUUCCUUUCACCGAGUACCUUGUUAAUGAGAUCGGCAAGGCUCAUUUGAUCAAAGAUAGGAAGCAUGUGAGUGCGUGGUGGGAUAAGAUUAGUAGCCGUCCUGCGUGGAAGGAGGUUUGUGAGAAGUAUGCGUUACCUGUUCAUGCGUUACCUGUUUAAUCAAAGAAGGGGGUAUGUUUUGUUUGUUGUGAUGUUUGUGAGAGCUCUGUGUGUCGUGUGAGGGAGUCCGUUUUGGGUCUAUUGUCUCUUUUUGUUUCAAUAAUAAACGGAACUCUGCCUCAUUUGUUUGCUAUAUCUGGUUUUCUUAUAUUUUGUAAUCUCUCAAGCAAAGCUUUUUAAUAAGACUUUUAAACCGAUGAA